Syngnathus acus (greater pipefish) is the source of this 5885-nucleotide messenger RNA. RefSeq names its product disco-interacting protein 2 homolog Ba (gene dip2ba). The record is from RefSeq and is a predicted model, not a curated record. Bases 176 to 5008 code for a protein of 1610 amino acids. Lineage: Eukaryota; Metazoa; Chordata; Actinopteri; Syngnathiformes; Syngnathidae. The transcript is spliced from 39 exons.
GCAGAAGAAGAAGGAGGAGGCGGAAAGAGACGCUGACGAGACGAAGCAAAGCAAAGCAAAGCAAAGCAAACGCAGUCGCGUGACCGCAGAGCCUAAUGCCGCCGCCGCCGCUGUUGUGUUUCUCCCAUUAUGGCGGAGUGGCCAGCAGCGCGGAUGGGUAGUGCCUCCCAUUCGGAUGUUUUUUCUUGAAAGCCUUUCAUACUCCUUAAAGUGGCUUUUCCCGCAUCGACCCUACGUCCCCUCCUCUCGUGUGAUUUUCGGCAAAGUCAUGGCAGACUGCGGCGUGGAUUUAUACGCCCUGCCGAAGGAGGUUCGAGACCAAUUGGCGGAGUUGGACUUGGAACUGUCCGAAGGUGACAUCACACAGAAAGGUUUUGAGAAGAAGAGAGCCAAGCUGCUGGCUUCCUAUUUGCCAAAUGCGGAUGUGACUCUGCCAGAUGUGCAGCUUUCUGGGGGCCACAGUGGUGAGCCCACGACUAGUCCUGAGGCCUCGGGCCCCUCCACAUCUUCAGCCUCCAAACACCAUCGUACACACCGAAGUGGAGGGGCCAGAGAUGAACGGUAUAGAUCAGACAUUCACACAGAAGCUGUGCAGGCAGCACUAGCCAAACACAAAGAGGAGAAGAUGGCCCUACCCAUGCCAACCAAGCGACGCUCAGCUUUGGUCCAGUCUCCUGGUGAUGCUUGCACACCUCCAGACACAUCUUCUGCAUCAGAGGAUGAGGGCUCACUGCGCAGAAAGGCUGCCUUCAGUGUGGCGCUGGCCCAGGGGCUGCAAAGUCCUGAUUACUGGAUCAACCAUUCCGUCCAAAGCUCCUCCACUUCCUCAUCGGCGUCCUCUACACUGUCCCACGGAGAGCCGAAAAGCCAGCCCCAGCCUCAGCCCGCUGCUUCAGUGCUGGCCGAUGUACUAGCCCACAUGCACAUUGAGAACAGUGUUUCUCCAGAUGUGACAUCAUCUGCCACUGCCCAGGACAGAGGCUCGAGAAUGGACCUGCCUCCAGCUGUCAGGGGCAUGAGCCGUGGACAGAGCCGUUCUAGCAUGCUUGAUACUGCUGAUGGAAAGCGAAAAGGUGUGCCUGUCAACAGCAGAGUGUCCACUAAGAUUCAGCAGUUGCUAAACACGCUCAAACGGCCUAAAAGACCACCACUCAGCGAAUUCUUCCUCGACGACUCUGAGGAAAUAGUUGAAGUUCCCCAGCUAGACCCCAAUACCCCAAAGCCAGAGGGUCGUCAAAUCAUCCCAGUAAAGGGGGAGCCCCUCGGUGUUGUCAGUAAUUGGCCUCCUGCCCUGCAAGCAGCUCUAGCCCGCUGGGGGGCCACCCAGGCCAAGAGCCCCGCACUCACGGUGCUAGACAUCACUGGAAAACCCCUCUACACUCUCACAUAUGGCAAACUGUGGAGUCGCAGUCUGAAACUGGCUUACACGCUGCUUAAUAAACUGGGCACAAAGACGGAACCUGUGUUACAACCUGGAGAUAGAGUCGCACUGGUUUACCCAAACAGUGACCCCAGUAUGUUCUGGGUUGCAUUCUAUGGCUGUUUGUUGGCUGAGGUCAUCCCUGUGCCUAUUGAAGUACCACUUUCAAAACAAGAUGCAGGCAGCCAGCAGAUUGGUUUCCUCUUGGGCAGCUGUGGCGUCAGUCUGGCACUGACCAGUGAAGUGUGUCUCAAAGGGCUGCCCAAGACACAAAAUGGAGAAAUCAUCCAAUUCAAAGGAUGGCCCAGAAUGAAAUGGGUGGUGACAGACACCAAGUACCUGACCAAACCUUCCAAAGACUGGCAGCCUCAUAUUCCCACCGCCAACACAGACACCGCCUACAUCGAGUACAAAGCCAGUAAGGAGGGGACCGUGAUGGGUGUGGCUGUGUCCAAGAUCUCCAUGCUGACUCACUGUCAAGCCCUGACACAGGCCUGUAACUACUGUGAAGGUGAGACUUUGGUCAAUGUGUUGGACUGCAAAAAGGAUAUGGGCUUGUGGCAUGGCAUCUUAACGAGUGUCAUGAAUAGAAUUCAUACUAUUACUGUGCCGUAUUCCGUCAUGAAAGCCUGUCCCAUGUCCUGGGUGCAGAGGGUGCACAUUCACAAAGCACGUGUGGCCUUGGUUAAGUGCCGUGACCUUCACUGGGCAAUGAUGGCCCAUAAAGAUCAGAAGGACACCAACCUGUCCUCCAUACGAAUGCUUAUAGUGGCUGAUGGAGCAAACCCAUGGUCAGUGUCAUCAUGUGAUGCCUUCCUGAAUGUGUUCCAGUCUCACGGUCUAAAGCCUGAGGUCAUCUGUCCUUGUGCCACCUCGCCAGAAGCCUUGACGGUGGCCAUUCGCAGACCCGGGGCGCGAGGAGCUCCUCUACCAGCCAGAGCUAUCCUCUCCAUGGGCGGGCUGAGCCACGGUGUGAUCAGAGUGAACACAGAGGACAAGAAUUCGGCUCUCACUGUCCAAGACGUCGGACACAUUAUGCCUGGAGCUCUGAUGUGCAUCGUGAAACCAGAUGGCUCGCCUCAGCUGUGCAAAACAGACGAGAUAGGAGAGAUUGUUAUCAGCUCCCGAGCGGGGGGCACUAUGUACUACGGUCUUCCUGGGGUCACCAAGAACACUUUUGAGGUGAUCCCUGUCAACCAAUCUGGAGCACCUUUAGGAGAAGUUCCCUUUACCAGAACUGGUUUGCUUGGAUUUGUUGGCCCAGGCAGCCUGGUAUUUGUUGUGGGCAAAAUUGAAGGGUUACUAAUGGUGAGCAGGCGACGCCACAAUGCUGACGACUUGGUGGCAACCGCUCUUGCCGUCGAGCCUGUCAAAACAGUUUACAGGGGGAGGAUCGCUGUGUUUUCAGUGACUGUUUUUUAUGAUGAGAGAAUUGUGAUCGUGGCAGAGCAACGGCCAGAUGCCAGUGAGGAGGACAGCUUCCAGUGGAUGAGUCGAGUUCUGCAGGCCAUUGACAGUAUCCACCAGGUGGGUUUAUACUGCCUUGCACUGGUGCCUGCCAACACCCUCCCAAAGACGCCUCUCGGUGGCAUCCACAUCUGCGAAACCAAGCAGAACUUUCUAGAGGGAAACCUACACCCUUGCAACAUCCUCAUGUGCCCACACACCUGCGUCACCAACAUGCCCAAACCACGGCAGAAACAGCCUGUAGACGUUGGUCCAGCGUCUAUGCUAGUGGGCAAUCUAGUGGCGGGAAAACGUAUUGCACAGGCUACAGGCAGAGAACUGGGUGUGUUAGAGGACCAGGAUCUGAUUCGUAAGCACCAGUUCUUAUCUGACGCACUCCAAUCAAGAGCCCAGACCGACCCGGACCAUAUUCUCUAUGUCCUACUGAAUGCAAAGGGCGUAGCAGUGUGCACGGCCACGUGUGCUCAGCUGCACAAGCGGGCAGAGAAAAUCACAGCCACCCUAAUCGAGCGAGGAGGCCUCAACACCGGCGACAAUGUGGUGCUGCUUUAUCCCCCAGGCAUUGACCUGAUAGCUGCCUUCUAUGGCUGCCUUUAUGCCGGCGUCAUCCCUGUGACUGUGAGGCCGCCCCACCCACAGAAUCUGGCCGCGACUCUCCCCACUGUUCGCAUGAUCAUUGACGUGAGCAAAGCAGCCUGCAUCCUCACCACUCAGCCGCUCAUGAGGAUCCUAAGGUCCCGGGAAGCUGCCGCCAGUGUCAAUGUCAAAACAUGGCCCAUCAUCAUCGACACAGAUGACCUACCCAGAAAGCGGCCACCACAGAUCUACAAGCCCCCAACAGCCGAGAUGUUGGCUUACCUGGACUUCAGUGUGUCUACCACAGGCAUGUUAACUGGAGUAAAGAUGUCUCAUGCUGCAGUCAGCACUCUGUGUCGUUCCAUCAAGUUGCAGUGUGAACUCUACUCCUCACGCCAAAUAGCCAUCUGCCUGGACCCAUACUGCGGCCUAGGCUUUGUCCUGUGGUGCCUCUCCAGUGUUUACUCAGGUCAUCAGUCAAUCCUCAUCCCUCCCCUGGAGCUGGAGAGCUCACUUCCUCUGUGGCUGAGCACCCUCAGUCAGUACAAGAUCCGAGACACCUUCUGCUCCUACUCAGUUAUGGAGCUUUGCACCAAAGGCCUUGGAACCCAGACAGAGCUGCUGAAGGCACGUGGUGUAAAUCUGUCGUGCGUGCGCAGCUGCGUGGUGAUAGCCGAGGAGAGGCCCAGACUUACCCUCACGCAGUCUUUCUCCAAGCUUUUCAAGGAUGUCGGUCUGUCGUCGCGAGCCGUCAGCACCGCUUUUGGCUCCAGGGUCAACCUGGCCAUCUGUAUGCAGGGCACAGCUGGACCAGACCCCUCCACUGUCUACGUUGACAUGAAGUCGUUACGCCAUGACAGGGUGAGGCUGGUGGAGCGUGGAGCACCUCAGAGUCUUCCACUCAUGGAGUCAGGCACUAUUUUAGCGGGGGUGCGAGUCAUCAUCGUCAACCCAGAGACACGAGGACCGCUGGGAGACUCCCAUCUUGGUGAGAUCUGGGUCAACAGUCUCCACAGUGCGAGUGGCUACUACACUAUCUAUGGCGAGGAGAGCCUGCAGGCGGAUCACUUUAACACCAAACUCAGCUUUGGGGAUCCCAACACGCUGUGGGCUAGAACAGGGUACCUGGGCUUCAUUAAGAGAACCGAGCUACUGGAUGCUAGUGGAGAUCGCCAUGAUGCCUUAUUUGUAGUGGGGUCCCUGGAUGAGACGCUGGAACUAAGGGGCUUACGUUACCACCCCAUCGACAUUGAGACGUCCGUAUCUCGAGCUCACCGCAGCAUUGCAGAGAGUGCCGUGUUCACGUGGACUAACCUACUGGUGGUGGUGGCCGAGCUGAGCGGCUCCGAGCAGGAGGCAUUGGACCUGGUUCCCCUUGUCACCAACGUGGUUCUUGAAGAGCACCACCUUAUUGUGGGCGUAGUGGUCAUCGUGGACCCGGGCGUGAUCCCCAUCAACUCCAGAGGGGAGAAGCAGCGCAUGCACCUGCGCGACUCCUUCCUGGCCGACCAGCUUGACCCCAUCUAUGUGGCCUACAACAUGUGAUCUGAGAGAGAGGAACAUUACGAGAAAUCAAACCGGGCUUCCUUUGUCUCCCUCAUUAGUCAUCUUUUCAAACUAAACUGUUUAAUUGCUCGUAUUCUUCCAUCUAUUCAUUGCUCUCCAUGUAAACAGUUCAUCAACACAUUUAUUUUCUUUAUCGUUAUUCCCCCUACACCCUCAUAAAAGACCCUCACUUCUCAGUAGCAGGGAGGCGCAGCGAUUGAAACUACAGAGAAGAGGUGGAACUUUCCUCCUUCCCCUUGCACUUUAAGUCCUCGCACCUCCGAGUCCACCUCCUGUCUGGCCAGAAGGGGACACGCACAUUGUUUGCUUUCCCAGGGGCAAAACCUCCACUUCAGUAUUAACACGUGCCGCCAGCUGGGGGGGGUCCUGAUAUGUGCACAGUGGCAUUGCAUCGUACAAAAUGUUCUGAAAAUACACUGAGGCUGAGGUCCAAUUGCUUUAUGACCGUUUACCUGCUGAAAACUGAAUUUUCUUUUGCUGCAACCUGCGGGUAAUAGCCAACACGAUGUUGAAUAUAUAAUUGAGCAGGGUUUUCAAUUGACAGCACAAAUUGGGUGAAUUUCUGCACAAAUCUUGCACAAAGGAGCCUUUAGCUGAACAGCCCACUGCAUGGUAAGGCCAUGUUCACACCCAUGCGGAUAUUUACAAAAAUAUAUGCCUUUCAAGUAGACAUAUUUUGCAUUCCCCCCAAUUCAAAGCGAUUCCUAGGUGUCUCAAUAACAUGCCAGUAACAUGUUUUCAUCAAAAUAACCAAAGCAUAAAAACUUGCAUCACAUUUUACCCACUGUAAUUUUCCCUUGUUCAUAUUAACCUGUUUUCAAGGUGCAGUCUUGUCUCAUGUAAGUGAGCCACUGUU